GCACAAUUAGCCAAUCAGCAGCGCGCUCCGCCAGCCAGGAGGACGCAUAAAAGAAGAACAUUGCAGCAGAGGCACAGAAGGAGACUGCGAGCGGAGCAGGGAAUUACACACAAAAGGCAGCAGAACCAGAACACCCUCCCCUGGACACACCCUGCCGAGGAUCACUGCUUCUCUUUUUUUUUUACUGAACCAUCGCCCACGCCACGCAGAGAGAACGCUCUCCCUCAUCACCAUCCAGUAGAAAACCCCUUUCUCCUCAUUUUCAUCCUAUAGAGGACGCCUACAAUCUCGGAGGGCUGAGAUCCCCUGGCAAAGAUUGUACUUUUUUCCUUUUUUUGUUUUUUUUUUUCUUUUCAUUUGGACUCCCGGCGCGAGGGCCAUUUAACGGAAGAGGCCGAAAAAGCAUAGUGAGACCCAGCCUUCAGCUUCAAGACCAGUGCAAAAGGAGGACCUAGAUUUCUUUCAUUGUACGUCAAGAAUGGUUACUCAGAUAAUCAGCACCAUGGAAACCCAGGUGUCCAAUGGUCCAAGCGGAACCAGUCUGCCUAACGGCCCGGUCAUUAGCACCAAUGGCUCCACAGACGACAGCAAAACCAACCUAAUCGUUAACUAUCUGCCUCAGAACAUGACCCAGGAGGAGUUCAAGAGUUUGUUCGGUAGCAUCGGAGAGAUUGAGUCCUGCAAGCUAGUAAGAGACAAGAUAACAGGUCAGAGUUUGGGCUAUGGCUUUGUAAACUACGUGGAUCCAAAUGAUGCAGACAAAGCCAUCAACACACUCAAUGGCCUCAAACUGCAAACUAAAACAAUCAAGGUAUCAUAUGCUCGGCCAAGCUCAGCUUCCAUUCGGGACGCAAACCUUUAUGUGAGUGGACUCCCCAAGACCAUGAGCCAGAAAGACAUGGAGCAGCUCUUCUCCCAGUACGGUCGAAUCAUCACAUCCCGCAUCCUAGUGGACCAGGUCACAGCAGGAAUAUCACGAGGAGUAGGUUUCAUCCGGUUUGACAAGCGAAAUGAGGCGGAGGAGGCCAUCAAGGGCCUGAACGGCCAGAAGCCCCUGGGCGCCGCCGAGCCCAUCACCGUCAAAUUCGCCAACAACCCCAGCCAGAAGACGGGCCAGGCCCUGCUGACCCAGCUGUACCAGACGGCUGCGCGGCGCUACACGGGCCCCCUGCACCACCAGACCCAGCGUUUCAGCAUGAUCCCUUCACUUGGAAAGGGACCCGAUCCAAAUAACAGCUCAAAACCAAUACUCGACAAUUUACUAAACGCCAGCUACGGAAUCAAGAGCUCUCCCACUCUCUUCCCCAGAUUUUCGCCCAUCACCAUCGACAGCAUGACCAGCCUGGCCGGCGUCAACCUCACCGGUCCCACCGGAGCCGGCUGGUGCAUCUUCGUGUACAACCUGUCCCCCGAGGCGGACGAGAGCGUCCUGUGGCAGCUCUUUGGGCCUUUCGGCGCAGUCACCAACGUCAAGGUGAUUCGUGACUUCACCACAAACAAGUGCAAGGGCUUUGGCUUCGUCACCAUGACCAACUACGACGAGGCCGCCAUGGCUAUCGCUAGCCUCAACGGCUACCGCCUGGGCGACCGCGUGCUGCAGGUGUCCUUCAAGACCAGUAAGCAGCACAAGGCCUGAGAGAGAGAGGCUGCUGCUGCCAGCUCCUUUGACCUGCAGGGACGGCACCCUGAGCUCCCCGCGUCAUCACUUUACAUGGGUCUGGACUGAGUCUCUCUCUGACACAUAAUCCUCACAUAAAGUCAUACUAUAUUAUCACAAACAGACAUGCACACACGCACACACACACACACAGAACGCAAACACACACAAUCCAAACGUAUCCAUACACAAGUCAGAGUUUCAAACAAACACACUAGUGGAGUUUUUCUUUUCUCUUUACACAACAUGCGAGUCCUUUCCGAUAUUUGCCUGGAUUGAAUUAGAAGGGGCACGUCGCUGGUUUGGUUGGGGACGGGCAAGCGCUUUCUUUUCGCGGAGACAGUCUAACGAAUGUGACACAGAAUGUGUACCGAGUGCUUUGAUUGAAUUCAGGCAAAUCCGACUGAUGAACAAAAACGAUCAAAAAUUGAAACGAACAAAUAUGUGCAAUUACCCAAACUCUUACCCCAUCGUCUCUCCCAUUAUCUUGCUGGAGAAGAUGUAGUCACUUUUUUACACUUGGGCAUUUUGAAUCAGCGAUUUUUGUAGAUCAAAGAAAAUGAAAUUAAAAAACAGUGUUCUCUUAUAUACGUCUAUUAAAAUAUAACUAUAUAUUCAAUAUUUAAGGUGGUUAUAAUAGCCGAGUAUGUAAGCAUUUUCUAGAAACUUUGACUACUGUUUCCUGACCUGCAUUAGGUGGUGCCUAGCUUAAAGGCAGUCUCUCUACCCUAUGUGAGUCUGAUAGUUCAGACCCAAUAUAGCGAAUACUGGUCACAGAGGAAAGUAGUACGAAGGCCGUCGAGAUCACUCUCGUCCCCACAGUCUCACACCGAAGAACACACCCGUACACUUACUGUAGGUAUCACGGUUCAGUAACGACCACAUGAACACGCCUUGAGUCCACAAUAACAAAAGAGGUCCUGCAUUUUUCUAGUCUGUCUGUGAAGACGGAUGCGACACGAGCAGACUGUCUGUGAACUUAGAGCAGAGCGGCCGCGCUCCCAUGGUGACGCCGUUCAUUAGCGAUUCCCUAGCGACGAGCGCGCCGGGAAAACCGUUUCACCCCGACACAGCCAAGUCCAAGGAAAAUACCGGUGUUUUCUUUUCACUUUUGCCUCAUUUUAUUGGUUCUGUUUUUCGUUCGGGCCUUUUUGCGUUGUACGGCGUCCCUUUAACUCGGAGGUCAUUUGGUGCCAGGAGGUCGAGAGAAACAGCGACUGAUGCUGCUCUGGAGCUUAAUAACGUUUAAGGCGAAGAUGUAGGACACAAAAACACGAAGGAACGCAAAGGUUCAGGAGCACCGGUAUUGUUCUUUAGUCUGGAGCAACGAUGGAAGAUCAUCAAGUGAAUGAAUUUAAAGAUUUACGUUUCUGCAUUUCAGCUCAGCAGAAUAACAAAAAAGAACAUUUAGUAGAAAAGCAGUGCUGAAAUACACUUAUCAGGGUGAGCAAUGAUAUAUGGGAAAGUUCAACGUAUCACUGAUCAUCAGAGGGGAAAAUUUACCAGUUACUCCAGUUCUUUUAAGUUUACGCUCUUAAACUCUUGUCCCCUCAACAUCAAGACUGCAAGCAGUUCAAUAUUUAUACCUCUGUUUACAACAGAAAGGGGUUUAUUUGCUUCAGAUCUGUUUGGCACUGCCACAAAAAUAGCUUUUCUCAAAAUAUCCCCAGCCCAACUGCAUGAUGAUUAUUUAUGGUUACUCUUGAUGAAACAUUAAGGCCAACCUGUCUAGCUGAAGUGUCUGUUACGGAACAGAUUUGCGAUUUACCAUGGGGAGAGCUAAUGUCUUAUGUCAGUAUCGAGACAUCUGCACAUGAUAGAUUAAAUAAGGUCAACUAUAUUCACGACAGUUUUGCUUUUGCUUUUCUAAGUGACGCUGUGUUAGCCAAAGAGGACGAUCUCUUUGAAAGGAAUACAUUAGAGAUAAAUCUAUUUUUAUACAUACAAAGGAAAAAGACCUUGUGCUGAAUUUUUACAGAUUCUUAAGCUUGGAAAAAUUGGGACAUCGCAUGGCUUUAUUUUAAACCCCUCUGUCUUUGCAGAGCAAGGGGGAACAAGCAUGCGGUGUGAGGGUGGGAAUCUAGGGAGGGGAUGAAGGAACGUCGUAUCUCAUACAAACAGAGCCAUUCAACCGCAUCAGAACAACUGAAAAAAGCCGAUCUGACGUAGAAAAAACAAAACAAAUCAGACACAUCUAGACUCCGGAGCGCUUUGACGCACUAGCAGCUUGUCCAGACGUCGUCUACAGCGCUUCGAUAACGUGAAGCUCUUUGACCUGAGAAUCCCAGACAGAGCUGCAAUGAGACCAGCUCGUUGGCCGGCUAUAAAAACCGAACAGCUGCUUGCAAAUAAAGUGUAACAUGCAUCCAAACAGUGACGCAGAUUCAUAAUUAAGCAUGAUUAUUUAAGAUUAGAUGAAUUUGAUUUCAUAUUGCCAAAGAAUUGCUUUGCAAGUCAGUACCACGAAGGGUGAAUUAAGACUAACUAUUAUUCCCUGAGUAAUUGCUGUACAAAUCUAUGUUAUUUAUUGAAAAAGGACCCUCUACAGUUUCAGUUAUCAUUACUUUUGAAUAUCUAAGUUCUGCAUAUCAGUUUGCAUUUGUAAAUCCUGAAACCACUAAACCAAAUGCAACAGCUGCAAGCGUUUCCAUUUGCACACAUUCCAUCCAAACGGCGAAUAAUAAAACAAACAUAUCAGGAAAAAUGAUGAAGUAUAAGGUCACCUGUAGGCAAAUGAAAAAACAUACGCAUCCAUGUAACGUAUCUCUCCACAAAUUAUAUCAUCUGCUUUGUUUUAGAACCAUUAACACUUCACCGCUGCCCGAUACUUACUCUGGCAUCUGGCAUCUUUUGAGCUGUAUCAUAGUUUAAUGCCCCGAGGUAAAUCGAAUCGAUCGUGGCUGGAGGGUCCAGAGCUCACCAAGCGGACUAACCUGGCUAUUUGCAGUAGAACUGAGCCCUUUGUGAGACCAGUGAGACGAUAGGAGCAACCAACACAACAGGCCGCACUGAACCGCUGCCACGUCCAAAGUACUACAGGUCACCCACAGCCCAAACCUUUCAUACGCAGUCUAUACAAAGACCCACACCUUAUGUACAGUAGAGAGCCAAGGACCAUGGCAGGAAACAGUACUACACUGCUUGAGCAACAACAAUAAUCAUUUUAAAAAGACAAAAAAACUUUCCUAUGGAACAGUAAGUGCAAUGUGCUUUGUUUUUAUAUUGACUGAGAACAAAUGAUAUAUAUUUUUUAAAAAAGAAAUUAAACGUCACACUGAAAAGGUUUGCGGAAUAGUGAAAGGAGCAAAAGUUCUGACAAAAACAUCAAAACAAUCUGAUACGUUGGGGAAAUCAAACAAGCGAUGAGCGCUCGGAUCGAUAAAUUUCCAUAAUCAUUUCCUCAGCCCCUAAUUUGUGCUCUGACCAUGCAAGCUCGAACAAAGUGCACAUUCGGCUGACUUAUUAGAGCAAUUCUCAGUGACCUUGAAAGGAAUACUGUCUAAUAUAUCAUCAGUUUUAGCCCAUGUCAGUUUCAAAUAUCAUUUUUCCUGUAAUUUAUUGAUUUCAUUUACAUAUCAAAGACUCACUUGUUGAAUUAGCGUAUUUGUGUUGUUGAUGUUGCCAUAGAGAACACACAUGGGUCAAAGAUUAUGUUUGGUUGUAUUGAUUGGGUACAGUUUGUUAUUUUUCCUUCCAUUAUUUAAUUAGUUCAAGUUUUACAGUGUAUGCAGAUUUUAGACUUAGUUAGAUUUUUUUAUUUCAAUCAAACUGUGUUCAAUUGUGUUUGUAAAAGUCUGUGGUAGCUUUUGUUGCAACAUAAAAUAAUUUAAACAGAAAAAAUUCAAAAUAGCGCCAACAAACUUGUAUUAUUUGGGCGACUUUAAGCUUGUAGUUUUAACUUAUUGUUAACUUAAAAACUAUUUAUUAUGAUUAUUGCCUCGUAUAAAGUAUGUUUUGUGUAUAUUUAUGGUUUAUUUCAUUAUAUUUGCAAGUUUAAAAGAUUUUAAGUUUGCCAAAAUUGUGGUUACACCAUUUUGUUUCUUAAAAGGGGGACAAAUAGAAAAACAGCUUUAGAAGUACGAUUUGGAAACGUUCUCCAUAGUCAAAGAAUGCACUGCUAUAUUUAACUAAUUGAAGUGUAUAAACCUACAUGCUGUGUGCUAGAUGUUAUGCCUUUACUGCCUGUGUUCUGUUUGUCUUGUUAAAUGAAAAUCUUUUAAUUAUUUAAUCUAAUCACAGUCUUGUUUUUCAACCACUCGGUGAAACCCUGACACAUGGGACGGACCCCGUAGUGAGGCUUUGGCCCAGCAACUAGCCAGGAACGCAGGGGACGUCCUAGGUUUGCUGUGCUUUCAAGAUGCUUUCCUGUGUAUGCUGAUGAGCGGAGUUAUGAAAAAAAUAAUGAUUUUCUGUACAAACGCUGUCACAAUUCAGAUCAUCUGUAUCAAAUUUAAUAUAAUUUUUGACUAUUAAAGCAAAAAUGUUCUUUGGAAACUCAGCCACAGGCUCUGGCAAAAUAUUACAAAGCUCAAAAAGGCUGCAGGAAGGUUUUCUUGGGAGUCUCUAGGGUAGUAAGGGGGUGAGUGGUCCUUCUGUUUCUCAACCAACUGUAUUUUGUGUCUAUUUAUUUAGAAGAGGGGACGCAGUAAUUUAGUGAUGUUUUUCUUACAUUUUCCUGGAAUGGUAGAACAAAUCAAAGGUGAAAAAUGAUCAAAACAGUUCUGCUGACACCAAGAUCAGUGGAGGAAACACAAAAUCUCAUACUUCCAAACAUGACCAAAUGAACAAUGUCAAAAUUUAACAAAGAAAAAAACCUUUCAGUUUAGUCUAGGAUAUUUAUUACUGGGAUUUCAGCUGAAGACGCUUGAAGACUUUUUCAUGGAAUUGUUUAAUUAUUUGUACUUUACAUGCCAGAAAAAAAUACAAUAAAAGUUAUAAAUACAA
Molecule: messenger RNA, 6601 nt
Organism: Betta splendens (Siamese fighting fish)
Lineage: Eukaryota; Metazoa; Chordata; Actinopteri; Anabantiformes; Osphronemidae
Gene: elavl3
Product: ELAV like neuron-specific RNA binding protein 3
Exons: 8
Coding region: 479-1636 (385 amino acids)
Cellular component (GO): ribonucleoprotein complex
Molecular function (GO): RNA binding
Source: RefSeq, a predicted model, not a curated record